Mytilus californianus (California mussel) is the source of this 1462-nucleotide messenger RNA. RefSeq names its product somatostatin receptor type 2-like. Gene Ontology annotation, biological process: neuropeptide signaling pathway. The record is from RefSeq and is a predicted model, not a curated record. NCBI's taxonomy places the organism in Eukaryota, Metazoa, Mollusca, Bivalvia, Mytilida, Mytilidae. The transcript has a single exon. Gene Ontology annotation, molecular function: neuropeptide receptor activity. The coding region runs from base 22 to 1404 and encodes 460 amino acids. Gene Ontology annotation, cellular component: membrane.
CAGUUGUACAACUGGUCGUACAUGAUGUCGUCUGCUCUUCCGAUAAGCGAAUCAGGUCUCAAUAGUACAACUUAUUCCUGGAUGUCUACAACUUUUGACCAAUGGAAUAUGAACGUUACAAGUUCUUUUAAUAAUAUAAGUGGUUUUAACAACGAUUUUCCGAACGCAACUACGUUUGUUGACUAUAGUUUUCUGUUGCCUUCGUUUAUAUACGUGUGUUUGUUGUUAUUGAUUGGAUUGCCUGGAAAUGCACUUGUUAUCUAUGUUUAUCUAUUCAAAUGGCCGAAAUCAACAUCUCGUGUUUUCAUUCUCGCUCUCGCGACAUACGAUAUGAUAAAUUGCACAACAUCAAUGCCUACUGAACUGGUCAUUUUGAUGAAUUUCGCACAUUUUGACUAUCCUGUCUUGUGUAAAAUUUCUAGAUUUUUAACAGGAUUGAUUAACAAUACAACAACAUUUCUGUUAGUCGUGAUAGCAGUGGAUCGAUUUAAACGAAUUUGCCGACCGCACAACAAACAUAUCACUCCAAGAUUAGGGAAAAAGUUAGUAUUCAUUGGGACCAUUUUUGGAUUAUGCACUAAUUGGCCAAUGCUAAUACUUUACGGCACGAUGACAAUUCCGGGUGGGAAGACUUGUUUGAUAGAGGACGAAAUGUUAAAGACCAAUUAUCCAAUAUAUUUUGUUUUGUUCUUAUUAUUAGGACACUUUGUAACGGAUUGCAUUCUUAUAACUCUGUAUGCCUUUGUCGGUAAAGCAAUAUGGAACAGGAGACAGAUCCUGAAGUCAACUAGUGUAAAAGUUCCGAAUCAGGAAAUAUCUCAAAGUAGUUACACAGUAGAUGACCUUGACUCAAUUGAACAAGAACAGAAGCGAACUCGACUUGCCUCAUUUGUAUUUUGGAAUCGAGUUUCAGAUGAAUUUCGAAAACGGAGUAACACAGCAGAUAAACUUAAACCAAAGAAUAAUCGACACACUCCACAAAAGAAGUCUACGUCACUUUUUCGACGAGCUCUAUCAAAGAUAUCUUUAAAAGAACAAGGCAACAAAGCUCGUGUAGGCAAGACGACUCUGAUGUUAUUUUUGGUAACUGUUGUUUUUAUAGUUUCGUUCAUUCCGUAUACUGGAAUGGUAAUUCUGCGGUACGUAAAUCCGGUAUAUGUGUUGACCCUUUCAUUUACUGGGAAGUGUAUUUAUCAAAUGACCUUAAGGUCUUAUUUGUUAAACAGUGUGCUGAACCCUAUUGUCUACUGUUUUGUGAGUAACCAGUUCAAAAUUAAGUGCAAAAGGGCUUUUAAACAAAUAUUUUGCUGUGGAAAUUCAAAAAAUCCUAAUUCAAGGUCUGUGUCAGGAGCACACAGUGGAAACGAACAUACCGAAAUGAAAUCAAAAAAAGGUUCAAAGUAGUCAACCUUUUCUUACAGAUGUGAUUAGUAAUACACAAAAGUAAUAAAGAAAUUGCUAC